Spirodela intermedia is the source of this 4220-nucleotide messenger RNA. The record is from the annotation of a GenBank genome assembly. NCBI's taxonomy places the organism in Eukaryota, Viridiplantae, Streptophyta, Magnoliopsida, Alismatales, Araceae.
AUGGAUUUGCUAGUCGAGGGACCCCAGCAUAUCACUAUGACGGUUCGAGAUCUCACCCAAGAGUUCACCUUCUCGGUCAUCUAUGCAUCACAUCGAUCCGAAGAAAGGGAAACUCUUUGGGCGGACCUAGCUCAAUACGUGAGGGACUAUCCUACACUAGUUAAGUCUCCUUGGUACCUAACAGGUGACUUCAACUGUGUUCGUAAUACUAGUGAACGUCAAGGUGGGCGGAUCCCUAGGGCCCGUAACAUGGAGACGUUCAAUGACUGUAUUUUUCGAUUAGCUCUUAUUGAGCCACCUACAUCAGGCGAGGCAUGGACGUGGAACAACAAUCGAGGGGACGCUUUGAUUUAUGAGCGUAUCGAUCGUUGUUUCAUCAACAGCAUCGCCAUGGUGCGACAUCCCAUAUUAGUCACGAUAUUACCCCGUUAUAGGUCAGAUCACACCCCGAUCCUCAUACUCCCUAAACAGAGUAUGAGCACCCACAGACCUCCCUUCAGAUUUCAGAUCAUGUGGCUCCAACAUGAAGACUUUCAGAGUUUCAUACGGAAUCACUGGUACGGACAUAUCUCAGAUUCUCCUAUGGAGAACCUUAGCUAUAAGUUAAGGAAUCUCAAACUCCACCUUAAAUGGUGGAACCGACAUAUCUAUGGGAAUGUCCAUACCCAGGUUGAUGCAUUGCAAAAAGAGUUAGCAGAGGUUGAAAGACUACUGCAAGCUAGAUAUUCAGAUGCUGCUUGGGAAAGGAGGAGUAGAGUGAGCGACCAGCUUGAUGAGGUUGUGCGACGACAGGAGUUAUUCUAUCUCCAGAAAUCACGCAUCCAGUAGUUACAAGAGGGUGAUAGAAACACUCGUUUCUUUCAUGCCUCGGUCGCUCACCGCUCACGUUCAGAUUAUACCUCUCUUUUAGAGACAUAUGAUCAGGACCUUUCCCGCAUGCAGGAGGCAGGGGUUGAGUACUUUCGUACUCUCUUAACCUCUCAGCCGAUCGAGAUUUCUGAUGAUAUGCUCACUUCGAUCCCAUCAUUGGUCACUCACCAUGAGAGCUCUCUCACGACGGCCAUACCCACGGGAGAAGAGAUCAAGGAAGUAGUUUUCUCUAUGAGCAGACAUCGUGCACCCGGGCCCGAUGGUUUCCCAGCUGAUUUUUACAUUUCAUGUUGGGAUAUCGUUGGCACUGAUCUCAUCCAGGCUAUCAAGGAAAUCUUUCGUCGUAAAGUCUUUACAUGGAGUUGGAAGGCCACCUUCCUUGCACUUAUACCGAAGGUGACUACCCCAACCUCAUUUAGAGACUUUUGACCUAUCAAUUUAUGUAACGUGUGUUAUAAAGUUGUAUCUAAGAUCGUUACACGUAGAUUGAGUAGUUUCCUUGAUAGACUUAUAUCUCCAGAGUAAUGCGGAUUUGUUAAGAGACAGCACAUUCACGAUAACAUCAUGCUAGUACAUGAACUAGCACAGUCCCUUGGCCAUGACUGUCGAGGCUCCAACAUCAUCAUCAAAUUAGACAUGGAGAAGGCCUUUGAUAGGAUAGAGUGGAGUUUCCUCAUUAAGGUUCUUAGAUGCUUUGGGUUCACCGACGACUUCAUUGACUUAGUUGAUGCAUGUGUUAGGGACAAUCAUUUCUCUUUAUUGGUGAACGGUAGCUCCACACCAUUCUUCACGGCCACAAGAGGUCUACGACAGGGUGAUCCACUAUCACCCACCCUCUUCAUCUUGGUCGAAGAAGUCCUCAGUCGAUCCCUCACUCGAGCGAUCAAUCAAGGACUUAUCCGACCAUACUACUCAAAGAGGGGUUGUCCGAUCAUCUCACACUCCCUCUUUGCUAAUGAUGCGAUACUCUUCCUCAAUGGAUGUAAGACAUCCAUUAGAGGGCUCAUGAGUAUUAUCUCGAGGUAUGAGCGAGCUGCAGGUCAACUCGUAAAUGCCUCGAAGAGUAGCUUCAUGGUAGGCCCUUCUACCCCCAUAGGGACCAUACGACGCAUCCAGGGCCUAACGGGGUUCUCUCGUGGACACUUACCUUUUGACUAUCUAGGAUGUCCUAUCUUCCUCGGCCGUAGGCGCAUACACUAUUUUGACGCCCUAGUGGGCAAGUUGAGGAAGAAACUAGCAGAAUGGAAGAUACAGCUUCUAUCCCCUGGAGGACGGAUCCAGUUGAUACGCCAUGUCCUCAUGAGCAUGCCAUUACACCUUUUGGCAGUCCAUGAGGUACCAGACACCGUCUUACAGUCUAUUAGACGGAUAUGCACGUCCUUCCUUUGGGAUGGACAACUUGAGGGACCUCGUCGCCAACGCCGAGUUUCUUGGGAAAAAGCAUGUCGACCUACGGAUGAGGGUGGCCUAGGUAUUAGGCGCCCUCAAGAUGUACUCAACAUGCUUCAAAAGAAACUCGUUUGGAGGAUGAGGACCACACCAUCGGUGCUAGGCUCUUUUGUGUCAGCCAAAUAUGGUGAGUGGGCCCGACAGCCGGCCGACAUCAAAGGAGUCAAACGAUGGGCAGACUGGCAGCGACAUUGGUUGGAGAUGGUGCCCCUUAUUCGUUGGCGAGUGGGGCGAGGUGCGAUCAGUGCCUGGUACGACACUUGGCUAGAGGACACACCAUUGGCCUGUUUUACCACUUUCACAUCCUCUUGGCCUCGCUUGACGGUAGCCCAGCUUCUCCAAGGAGACACUCGUCUACUUAUUGAGAGGCAUGGACUAUCGUCAGACUUGUUACCAGCCAUCACCAUGACUGAGACGAGUUUUACUGAGGACCAACCCAUCUGGACACUUACCAUAGAUGGCAGUUUCUCUUGUAGCUCCUCUUGGGAGCACUUUAAAAACCGCUCCCCAAAGACAUUUUGGGGAAAUCUCAUAUGGCAUCCAGCCAUCACACCUCGUGUUUCGUUCUUCCUAUGGAAGUUCAUGCACCGAGGACUACCCACCGACGAUCGAGUGAUUGUCACCGAUCAGGAGGUGGAAAGGAGAUGUCAUUGUUGCUCCAUCACGACGGACGAAAGUAUGGAACAUCUAUUUUUCCAUAGUGAUAUCGCUGUCGAGUGUUGGAGUCAACUUCUAGCGAAUUGGCUUCCAAUGCUCUCGUACAGACCUACGAGACCACCACUAGAGGUCUUUAGGAGAGUCAUUGACUCAUUGACGAGUGUCAAGAUUAGUCCCUUCAUCUGUAUCUCCAUAACAUAUAUGUUAUGGGAAAUAUGGAAGGGACAUAACUCAUCUCGAUUUGUAAGCCAAGUGAUGCGUGCCAUAGAGAUUAUGAGGCACAUAACACAAUGGCUUCGAAGUACUCAUUCCUUAGUGCCAAACAAAACGAAACGCUCGCGUUCUAUUUAUGAGGCUUUUGGGCUUUGAGGACUCCAUAUCAUACUUACACAGACCCAGACUACUAUCCGAUCUGUUAGAUGGACACCACCGAGUGUUGGACGGUGGAAACUCAAUAUCGAUGGAGCAUCUCAAGGCAACCCAGGACCAACUAGAGGAGGAGGUAUCCUACGCGAUAGUAUAAGAUGCAUUCUCUUUGUCUUUUCAAACUUUUAUAAUAUACAAACUAAUACUGUGGCAGAGGCUAUGGCAAUACGAGAUGAUUUGCUUCUUUGUGAGGAGCAAAAUAUUACUAAUAUUGUCUUAGAAUCUGAUUCCAGAGUGUUAGUGGACAUAUUACGUGCAGACUCUUGUCCUCAUUGGAGGCUCAAGAAUAUCUAGACAUACAUCAUGCGAUGUCGAGGGCGCAUCACAACCAUUACGCAUCAGUUCCGAGAAGGGAAUCAGACGGCCGACGCCCUUGCUACGUAUGGAGUCAGUUUGCGUCGGAGGACAGUCUUCUCUUCUUGGUAGGACAUGCCCCUCAAAGCCCGAGGUGCUCAUAGACUUGAGCGACUCGGCAUACCCUCUUUACGCAUACACCGCACUCCACUACCGACCCCUCCACGGCAGUGGCGUAUUGCUUGGAGGAGAUCAAGGGUGGUUACUAUUGGCCACUGAAGACCACAAUGGAGAUACAGGUACGUAUUUCCUUUGUUUCUAUUUUCAGGUCUAUCACAAGCCACAACCAUGACAUCAUCAUGGUGCUCACCCCAUACCACCAAUGUGGAAUGCACUUUGCCUAUCAGCACAAGACGGACAACAAGGCACAUCGUAAUCCACUCGGGUACACUACUUCCAAUCAUUACUCUCUUCAUAAUCACCUCACAUCUACUAUCUAUCACCCUCAAGUAGUGAGGACAUAG